AUGAUUCGAAUUUAGCAAUUGCACACCCAAAUUUCAGAAACUGCUGGAUCCAAAGGACAACCACUUGAACAAAAGACAUAAUACAAACUAGAUUGGUUUAAGAACAAUGGAUGGGGAUACAAAGAUACAAAAUUCAUUUUGGAAUAGGAUGGGGCAGUCAGAUUAACAGGGAAUAAAUAUAGGUUUUCCAAUUAAAAAAUGAUGAAGUUUAAGGAGUGGGCAGAGGCUAAAGUAGGCAUAGAUUUAAGUUUGAAUUGUGAAGCACAAGUUGAAAUACCUGCAGAUCCCCCUAUUAUUAAUGAAUAAUUUGUAAAUGCCAUCUAAGGGUUAUUCAAUGAAGUCUCAUUUAAUGAUGCUUAGAGAAUAUUACAUUCUCAUGGACACACCAUGCAAGAAAUUUAUGAAUUAAGACAUGGCAAAUUGGCUAGAAUUGUAGAUUGUGUUAUCUAUAUCAGUUCACAUGCAUAAGCAGAAACACUUGUUAAAUUAGCCUAGGAACACAACGUGAUGUUGUGCGUAUACGGUGGUGGCACUAAUGUAACUUGGGCUCUGCAAUGUCCAAAGGAGGAAAGGAGAAUGAUAGUGUCAGUUGAUAUGUCAAGAAUGAAUCACGUUAGAUCUGUAGAUAGAAAGAAUAUGACUGCCUUGGUAGAAGCUGGAAUUACAGGCAAAGAUCUGGAAAAAGAGUUGUCUCGUUAUGGAGUUGUCUGUGGUCAUGAACCUGAUUCCGUUGAAUUCUCUACACUCGGAGGUUGGAUAAGCACUAGAGCCUCAGGCAUGAAAAAGAACAGAUAUGGGAAUAUCGAAGAUAUUGUACUUUCUGUUAAAGUGGUAACACCAACUGGGACGUUAUAACAAAGUUUGGAUUAUCCUAGAGUCAGCAGUGGACCUGAUUUGAAUUAAAUCAUUUUGGGAUCUGAGGGUACUUUAGGUAUUAUCACUGAAGCAGUUAUUAAAAUUAAAGCUUAACCUGAGGUUUGCAAAUAUGAAUCUAUUUUAUUCCACAAUUUUGCUUUGGGCACUGAAUUUAUGUAUCGAUUAUCCAGAAGUAAGGUUUGGCCUGCAUCUGUGAGAUUAGUUGAUAAUAAUCAGUUCUAAUUUGGUAUGGCUUUGAAAACUAUGCCUCAUAACAAGAGGGAGGAAUUCAUGGAUAAAAUCAAGAAGUACUUCGUCACUCAAUUCAUGUAAUUUGAUCCAGAUUAAAUGUGUUUGGUCACUGUAGUUUUUGAGGGAACUAAAUAAGAAAUUGAAUUCCAAGAGAAGAAAGUGUUUGAGUUAGCUAAAUUUUACAAAGGAUUUAGAGCAGGGGCUGAAAAUGGGGAGAGAGGAUACUUCUUAACUUACAUGAUAGCAUACUUAAGAGAUUUCGCUAUGUAGUUUUAAUUUAUAGCUGAAUCCUUUGAGACUGCCGUUGGAUGGAAAAAUGUGCCUAGUGUUUGUGAGAAUAUCCAAAGAAGGAUUGUGGAAGAAUGUUAAAAAAGAGGAGUGGAGAAGGAACCUUUCGUUUCUUUUAGAAUUUCUCAGGUUUAUGAUUCUGGAGCUACAAUAUAUGUGUAUUUUGGUUUCGGAUACAAGGGGAUUGAAGAUCCUGUGAAGUGUUAUUCCGAGAUUGAAGAUGCAGCAAGGGAGGAGAUCAUGAAAAAUGGAGGGUCUAUCUCUCAUCAUCAUGGUGUGGGCAAAUUGAGGAAGUAAUUUAUGUAAAGGUAAAUUGGAGACACUGGAGUUGAGAUUUUGAAGAGAAUUAAGUAACAAAUCGAUCCAAAAAAUAUAUUUGGGAAUCAGAAUUUAAUAUGAAAAUGAUAUAUCAAUGUUUUAUAUGCAUAAAAAUAUAUUUAAAACUAACAGUUAAA
Paramecium tetraurelia is the source of this 1850-nucleotide messenger RNA. RefSeq lists its product as uncharacterized. The record is from RefSeq and is a predicted model, not a curated record. Gene Ontology annotation, biological process: lipid biosynthetic process. The transcript is spliced from 6 exons. Lineage: Eukaryota; Ciliophora; Oligohymenophorea; Peniculida; Parameciidae. Gene Ontology annotation, molecular function: alkylglycerone-phosphate synthase activity; FAD binding.